AUGCAAGAUGGAAUACCAGUGAUAACAGAACACCCACUCGAUGUUAUUGUCGCUAAGGGUGAACCUGCGACGUUGAAUUGUGCUGCUAAAGGACCUGAUCUGCAGAUUACCUGGUUUAAAGAUGGAGAAUCAGUGAUUACGAAUAAUGAAGAAAAAAAUUCACAUCGCUUGGUUCUUCAUACUGGUGCACUGUUCUUACUUAGGGUUAAUAAUGGUAAAGGAAAAGAUGCAGACUCAGGCACGUAUUAUUGUGUUGCAAAGAAUAAGUAUGGUGAAGUACGAUCGAGGGAGGCAUCACUCAAAAUUGCUAUGCUGCGAGAUGAUUUUAGAAUAAGACCAAGACCAAUUCAGGCUGUGAUUGGUAACAGAGCAGUACUGGAAUGCUCUCCGCCUCGUGGUUUCCCAGACCCGGUUGUCUCCUGGCGCAAGGAUGAACAGCACCUACGUCCUCAAGAGGAAGAUGGUAUUGUGCUACAUCCAAGUGGAAAUCUCGUCAUUGAAAAGGUGCAACGAUCAGAUGCUGGUUUUUAUCAGUGUGUAGCAACAAAUAUGGUCGGUGAACGAGUGUCAAAUCCAGCUCGUUUAUCUGUUUACGAAAAGCCUUAUUUUUUGCAAAAACCGCAGAAUGUUACGGUUGAAGUAGGGUCAUUAGUUCUGUUUGACUGUCGUGUGUCUGGUGAUCCUAUGCCUUCUAUAUCAUGGAAAAAAAGAAACCAGCAAAUGCCUGUGGGUCGAUCUUACAUUGCAUCAGACAAUCGUGGUUUAAGCAUUAAUAAAGUACAAGCAAGUGAUGAAGGGGAGUAUAUUUGUCAAGCGAAAAAUCCUGCUGGAAAUAUAGAGGCAUCAGCUCAUUUAAGUGUGCAUGCAGCACCAACUUUUACGAAGACUCCUCUUGAUGUUACUAUCGAUUCAGGUUCCAUAGCUAAAUUUCGUUGUGAGGCUGAAGGACAACCACAACCAGCAUUGUUUUGGUCUAGAGAAGGCCAACAGGAGGUAUUUUUCCCGGGUCAUGUAUCGUCAGAUGGAAGAAUUCGAGUAACUUUGGAUGGUGACCUUACUGUUGCUGAUGUAAGGCCCGCAGACGAAGGAAAUUAUGUUUGUGCUGCAAUGAACCUCGCUGGAAGUAGUUUAACCAAAGCGGCAUUGAAAGUAAUGAGUAAAAUCCGUCAGUGUUUGGGGAUAGAUUUUAGUGCAAAUAGUCUACUACAGCAAAUCUAUGAGGCUGAUUAG
This is a messenger RNA of Thelazia callipaeda (thelaziosis nematode), 1230 nucleotides long. NCBI's taxonomy places the organism in Eukaryota, Metazoa, Nematoda, Chromadorea, Rhabditida, Thelaziidae. The record is from the annotation of a GenBank genome assembly.